UAUGUGACCUGCAUUUUUUUCCAUCAUUUUUUUCCUCGAUCGACUGACUCACAUCUCAAAAGACAUACUUAGUAGCUGAAGGAAACAAUUCUGUGAUACCAUAUUCGAACUUUGCGCCAGCUACCUGGUCUUGCUGCCCACCCAUCCACCCACCCAAUUCGCCCUCAUCACCAGCUCGAUUUGUUGUGACCAUCGAGUCGUAAAAGACCAGUCAUUUUUUUUUUUUUUUGUAUACACUGCAUCGUCCCAAUUGGAACCCAACCAUCGCCGCCAGCAUGCCAGGAGUCGACAUGGAGCCGCUCAAGGCCGAUGACAUGAGAGUCCUGGGUCAGGAUCCUCUGAUCCCUCCUGCUCUCCUCAUCUCCGAAAUCCCCAUGACCGAUGCCUCGCUUCAGACCGUCGUCAAGGGUCGCCGUGAGGCUGUCUCUAUCAUCAUGGGCCGCAGUGAUAGGCUCUUAGUCAUCGUUGGACCCUGCUCUAUUCAUGACCCGGCCACGGCACAAGAGUACGCCGGGCGUCUCAAGGCGCUAUCGGAAACGCUGUCUGACGACCUAUGUAUCAUUAUGCGCGCCUACCUAGAGAAGCCCCGUACCACAGUCGGUUGGAAGGGUUUGAUCAACGACCCCGACAUUGACAACAGCUUCAAGAUCAACAAGGGUCUCCGCCUGUCCCGGCAAAUGUUCGGUGAUCUUACCAACUCUGGCAUCCCCAUUGCGAGUGAGAUGCUGGAUACCAUCUCCCCUCAGUUCCUCGCCGAUUUCAUCUCCGUUGGCGCCAUCGGCGCCCGAACAACCGAAUCUCAGCUGCACCGAGAGCUAGCGUCCGGUCUGUCUUUCCCCAUCGGUUUCAAGAAUGGUACCGAUGGGAACCUAGGGGUCGCUAUUGAUGCCAUCGGAGCCGCCGCUUCAAAACACCACUUCAUGGGUGUCACCAAACAAGGACUGGCAGCUAUUACUAGGACCGCGGGUAACGAGCACGGUUUCGUCAUCUUAAGAGGUGGCACGAAAGGCCCCAACUACGACAAGGAGAACAUUGCAUUAGCCAAAGAGACCCUCAUUAAGAAGGGCCAGAAGAUGGCCAUCAUGGUUGAUUGCUCACACGGAAACUCCAACAAAGACCACCGAAACCAGCCCAAGGUGGCCAAGGUCAUUGGUGAUCAGUUGAGAGAGGGUGAGAAGGCCAUUGUUGGUGUCAUGAUUGAGUCCAACAUCAACGAGGGCAACCAGAAGGUGCCUGCCGAGGGCCCUGCCGCCCUCAAAAAGGGAGUGAGCAUCACCGACGCCUGUAUCGACUGGGACAGCACCGUCGCGGUAUUAGAAGAUCUGGCCUCGGCCGUACGCGCCCGCCGUGAGAAGAACGGCGCAGCGAAUAUCAGCAAUGAGAAGCCUACAACUACAAGGCUUGAGGAAGACUAAGAGAAGAAAAGAGGGAAAAGAAAUCAAGAACAAGGUUUUAUAUGUAAAGGAAAAGGGGCAAAUGGUAAAUAAUGGCAUCAAGUAUUCAACAGUGCAAAAUGGCGGGUAGAAAGCUUGGUUGUAUUUAGUGUUUCAUUAGCAGGAUAUGGCAGGCUGGGCAUGAUGAUGAGCGGUCAUUAUAAAAGUAAAAUACCUUAGGGUAACCUCAAUACAUAACACAUCAAUCACAUGGAAA
Messenger RNA from Xylaria bambusicola, 1650 nucleotides. Its product is annotated as 3-deoxy-7-phosphoheptulonate synthase. Lineage: Eukaryota; Fungi; Ascomycota; Sordariomycetes; Xylariales; Xylariaceae. The record is from RefSeq and is a predicted model, not a curated record. Gene Ontology annotation, cellular component: cytoplasm. Gene Ontology annotation, biological process: aromatic amino acid biosynthetic process. Bases 276 to 1415 code for a protein of 379 amino acids. Gene Ontology annotation, molecular function: 3-deoxy-7-phosphoheptulonate synthase activity. The transcript is spliced from 4 exons.